Messenger RNA from Medicago truncatula (barrel medic), 2248 nucleotides. RefSeq lists its product as uncharacterized. Gene Ontology annotation, molecular function: RNA-DNA hybrid ribonuclease activity; nucleic acid binding. The record is from RefSeq and is a predicted model, not a curated record. The coding region runs from base 1361 to 2152 and encodes 263 amino acids. Lineage: Eukaryota; Viridiplantae; Streptophyta; Magnoliopsida; Fabales; Fabaceae. The transcript has 2 exons.
CUUUGUGACAGGGCAACUCAUUACAGAUAAUGCUCUCAUUGCUAUGGAGUGUUUUCAUUGGUUAAAAAAGAAGACAAAAGGGAAGAAGGCUAUGAUGGCCUUAAAGCUUGACAUGGCUAAAGCAUACGACAAGAUGGAAUGGGGUUUCAUAGAAAAAGCUCUUUUGGCAACUGGUUUUCCUCAACAGUUUACUUCUACAAUUAUGAAAUGCAUAUCCACAGUGUCCUAUCAAUUCCUUAUCAACGGGCAGCCCAGAAACAUCAUCUCGAAAAGAGGAAUCCGCCAAGAUGAUAGUCUCCUAUUUUCCAGAGCUAAUCAGAAGGAAGCAGACACAAUCAAACAUGUCCUUCAUUCAUACCAAAUUGCUUCGGGUCAGACGGUAAGCUUGGAAAAAUCUGAAGUGUCAUAUAGCCGAAAUAUGUCUGAAAUUGAGAAAAAUAUGAUCUGUGAUAGGAUUGAUGUAAAGGUUGUGACAUCUCAUUCAACAUACCUUGGUUUACCUGUGAUUUUUGGUAGAUCAAAAAAAGAGAUUUUCUCUUUUGUCAAGGAUCGGGUUUGGAAAAAGAUUAAGGGAUGGAAAGAAAAAUGUCUCUCUAGAGCUGGUAAGGAAACUCUUAUUAAAGCUGUUGCCCAAGCGAUUCCAACAUACACUAUGAGUUGUUAUAAAUUCCCGGUUUGGUGUUGUGAUGAUAUUGAAGCAAUGUUAGCCAAAUUCUAGUGGGGUACUGAUGAAAAACAAAGGAAGAUUCGCUGGCUUAGUUGGGAUAGACUGGGCAAAAACAAAGACAGAGGUGGCAUGGGUUUUAGAGGCCUUGGUGAUUUCAACAGCACUCUUCUGGGGAAACAGUGUUGGAGAAUGAUUAGUAACCAAGAAUCUUUGCUAACCAGAAUUUUCAAAAGUCGUUACUUUCCCAUAACCGAAUUCAUGGAUGCUUCAAUUGGUUAUCAACCCAGUUAUGCAUGGAGGAGUAUGUUCAGCGCUAAAAAUGUGAUUGAAAAGGGAGCUAGAUGGUCUAUAGGUGAUGGUCAAAAAGUGUUAUCGAACCAGGCUGGUUUCAAAAUUUGUAGCCCCAAUGUGUUUUUGGCUGCUGAAGCGCGUGUUAGUGAGCUGAUAGAUACUGAAACUAAAAUUUGGAAGAGGGACCUUAUCAGAAAUGUAUUCUCACCUUUUGAAGCGAAACAGAUUCUCAAUAUUCCAUUAUCUUGGAGAUUGCCUGCAGACAAAAGAAUUUGGCACUAGGAGAAGAAUGGUAGAUAUUCAGUGAGGUCAGCCCAUCAUCUCAUCAAAGAGACUGAUUCAAAGGAGUGUCCAGAAGCUUCAUCCUCAAAUGAUCAAGAACUUUGGAAAGCGAUUUGAAGGAUGAAAGCUCCUCCUAGUGUUCAGAAUUUUCUCUGGAGGUUGGCCAAAGACAUUCUACCAACAAGGAGCAGAUUGCGAAGAAAAGGUGUGCUUAAUGAUACUAUUUGCCCCCUCUGUUUUGAAGAGGAGGAAACUCCAGAACACCUGUUUAUGUGUUGCAGAUUUUCCCAACAAACAUGUUUCUCUUUAACUCUAGGCCUUCAUGUUCCAUCCCAUUGUUGUUUAAAAUUAUGGAUGUCUGAUUGGUUAAAUAAGAAAGAUCACCUAGCUGCGCAGAUUUUUGGCAUUACUCUAUGGAAGAUAUGGCAAGGAAGGAACCAAUUACUAUUUCAACAUCAGCAAUUUAACCCGAUCCAAAUAGUGUUGUCUGCUGUGGAUUUCAUCUAUGAGUUUAAUGCUGCUAACAUCACAGUAGCAGCUGUUAGCCGGGUGAUUAAUUCCCCUGCUAGCUGGUCUCCUCCCCCAUCGGGUGCGUUACAAUUGAAUGUGGAUGCUGCAUGUUUCAAGGACGAAUCUGUUGGGUCCGGAAUGGUGAUUAGGGACAAUAGAGGUGCAGUGGAAUUUGCGGCAACAAAGUUGGAAAAGAGGCAAUUGUCUCCUAACCUGGCUGAGGCUUUAGCGCUUAGAUGGUGUCUCCAGUGGAUCCUAACAACAAACCAAGAGGGUAAAUUCAUCAUUGAAUCGGACUCAGAAGUAACAGUGAACUGCCUCAAAGGUCGUAACCUUUUAGCUGAUGUAGAUAAUGUUAUUUUUGUAGUGAUAUUCUCUCUAAGCUUCCCAAUUGUAAUGUAGUCUCUGUUAAAAGGUCUAAGAAUGUUGUUGCACAUUGUCUUGUUGGCAUGGCAAAACAAUUUGGAUCCUGUUCUUGGGUGGGAUAUGUUCCUGAAC